Molecule: messenger RNA, 3774 nt
Organism: Glossina fuscipes
Lineage: Eukaryota; Metazoa; Arthropoda; Insecta; Diptera; Glossinidae
Gene: Bsg25D
Product: blastoderm-specific protein 25D
Exons: 8
Coding region: 249-3740 (1163 amino acids)
Biological process (GO): microtubule anchoring at centrosome
Cellular component (GO): centrosome
Source: RefSeq, a predicted model, not a curated record
GUUAAUUUUAAUAAUUUUAUUGAAAAAAAAAAAAAAAACAAAACUGGAGGUUUCAAUUGUGCGUUACUUUAAAUGUUGCUAAUAUCAAAAAGUAAAGACGAAUGCGAAAGUAAAGUAAAAGAAUGUAUAUAACCAAUUAAAAGAAGGCUGAAUCGAAAGAGUAAAGAGAAAACUAAAUUUAACAUUGUUUUUAAAUUUCGUCACUAUUUGUAUAAAUAAAAGUGAAAAAGCAUUUAUUUCAAUAAAUUAUGGAGUUUUCUACCGAUCCCUAUGAAUUGAAAUUAUACCAAAUGUUUCAAAGUUGCGAUACCAAACAUUGCGGCUACUUAGAUGAGGAAUCGUUGCGUCGUUUAUGUGGUCUAUUAGAAUUACACGAUAAAGGAGCAGUGCUUAUCGAAAAUUUGGCAUCUGAAGAUAAGGCAUCGCAUGUGACUUUUGAUAAUUUCAAGGAAGCUUUACUUAAUUUUUUGGGCACCGAACUAGAUAGCAAUCAUGAAAAUGAAGAUUCCUUGCAUAGCGACAAACAGAUGGCAUGCAGUUAUCUUGACAAUAUUAAUCAAAAAGAGAAAAAGAAUAACGAACAUUCCCUUGUUAUAGCCGAUGUUACGGAACCUUUUGUGAAUAGCGAAGCGGAGAUAUCAGAUCGUGAAGUUUCACCUAAAUUAGUUGUAGGCUCGAAAAAAUAUGGUCGCCGUUCGAGGCCUCCAAUACAUCGUAAUAUUGAAAACAUAACUGCUUCCGAUACAGACGAUGAUUCUAAUGAUGAUAAAAGUAUCACUGCGCAUCGUACUUGUUACAGUAAUAUUCAAGUGCAGCGAUCUUCCUCACAGACUGAUAUACCAGGAAUACGCAAGCAUUUAACUGCCAUUAGUUCGGAGAGUAAACUGAAACGAUGUGCCUCUCUUCCCGCUCAGAAAAAUCUCCAAAAUAGAGCCAAAGUAACCGGUACCGCAUCGAAAAUGAACAAAAAUACCCAAACUUCUGCGAUGGAGAAACAACAGCAUCUUACUAGCAGUGCCGAAUCUUUAGGUUUGCAAACUCUUUCAUCUGCCAUGCACGCUGUUUGGAAUACAUUUGAAUGGGAGUUGAACUUCAACCACCUAAAAUAUGGAAAUUUGGCUAAAGAGACUCCUGCUCUUAUGGAGACUUUACCCGUUCAGAGCGUUUUGAAUUUAUGGGAACGUGCCCAAAUACCCAACGGUCGAAGUAUGCUUUUAGCUUUGGGUUUCGAUGACAACGAGAUAAAUUUAGCUCAACUUGGAAAAGUUAUGGAAGAUGAAAUGCGAAUUUUGGAUGAAGAACCUCAAAUUACUUUAAUGAAAGCUUCUUUGGUGCUGCAAACAGUUGAACUCAAUUCGCUUAGGCAAACGGCUCGUCAACUUUAUGAUGAAAAUACAAAAUUGCGUACAGACAACAAAGAUGCAAACAAACGUAUAGCUAUCUUUACGGCGGAAAUUGAUGAAAGACACGCUUCCUUGGAAGAGGCAACCAAAAAAGAGAUACGUUUACUGGAACAAAAAAAUGGGGCCGUAGUCAGAGAUUUAACAUCACGUAUGGCAGCGGAUCGUGAGAAUUGGUCCAAUUUGAAUAGUCGUCUAGAGGCGCGUAUCAAGUUAUUUGAGCAGAACGAAAUUAAGUUAAAAACCGAACUGGAAUUAGUCCAUAAAGAGAAUGAAGAUUUUGAGGGGGAGCAUCAGAUAAUGCAAAAGCAGUUAGCCGAAUUGUUGGAAAAGAAUAUUAAUUUAAAUCGCGAACUUAGCGAUUUAGAAGAAAAAACACACAAAGGUAACCGACAGCCAAAUUCCGAGAAAAUCGCAAAUGAUGAAGAACUUUUGCGACUCGUUGAAAAAGUAACGAAUCUUCAGAUAGAAAAUACUAAUUUACGGGAUAAAAAUGAUGAACUCUUAGUCGAAGUGGAAGCAUUAAAUUUGGAACUGAAUAAACUAAAAUCAAAAUGUAAAAAAUCAUCAGCCGUUGAAGAAAUAAGUAGUGAAGAAAAUGAGAUGAGUUCGUUGAAUACGGCGACAAAGAGACGUGGCGAUUCUCCAACGAAAACUAGACUUAUUGAAGAGAGUCCCCGUUUACGCAAGUUACGCAAGUGCACGAACGAUAUUAAUUUAAGUAAUACCUGCAGCGAGAACAGCGACACAAGUGGCGAAUGGAUGGCUUUGAAUUCAGAACUUCAUCAUUCUCAAAGCAAAUUUACCACGGAACAAGAGGAGGUGGAAAGUCUCAAGAAAAUAAUCGCAGAGUUAGAGGAAUUAUUAAAGCAAGCACAAGAAUUGUCCAGUCAACAAUCGAACUCGUCGUUAACGCUGCCACCUGAAGAGCGUUGCCGUGAAUUAGAAACCAGUUUAGAGCAAAUGCAACGAGCUUAUGAAGACUGCGAAGACUAUUGGCAGGCCAAGUUGGGCGAUGAGAGAGCUCUUUUCGAAAAGGAACGUCAAAUAUACGAAGAAGAACAGCAAGAAAGCGAUAAAAAGUUUACAGAGUUAAUGGAGAAAGUACGCGAAUAUGAAGAACAAUUUAGUAAAGAUGGUCGCCUAUCGCCCAUCGAAGAGAAAUGUCAACUGGAGCAACAAUAUGCCGAUUUGGAAAUUGAAAUGGAAUCGUUAAAAGAAAAUAAUUGCAAAAUGCUGGAAGAAAAAUCGAAGGAAAUUGAGACUUUACAACAUGAAAUAGAAGAUUUACGUCUUCGGCUGGGCGAAAGUGAAGAAAUACUUACAGGAGCGUCGGAGUUAAAUGCUGAAGCUAUAAAUAACAAAAGUAAUUUUACGAAGACUACUAGUCCAGCCAGUUCGCCAAUAAGUUAUUUAUGGCAUCAGAGUACCAUACAAGAACCUUCGAAAACCUUCCAUACUUUAGAAAAAACAAUGCCAGCUAUCAUAUCAAUGUCAGUAAUAAAUAAUGAUCAGCUUAUACGAAACACUGUCCUCACUACAUCUGAAACAACGAUUUUUAGUACACCACCUACUGUUAGUAACGCCUCACAAUCGCCCACUGAAAAACUGAAUAAUGAUUCAAAAACUCAAUCAGUACAAUCGGAAGCUGGUGAUGUGGCCGAUUGUGAAACAUCUUCCUCAUCAGCGUCGGUUAAAAGUUUCGAAACACACAGUGUACAUUUGACAAAUAAUGAACAACAACAACAUAGUAUUACACAUGAACAAAUCAAUAUUAGAAAUAAUAGCAGCACAAAGCAUAAUAAUAGUUCAUCUAGUCCCAGCCCAAACAGCAUAAAAGAGGAAUUGAAACGUUUAAAAUACUUUGAAUUAUCAUUGCGCGAGCAAAUCAAGGAUUUAUCCCUACAACGCGAUGGUUUGGUUAUGGAAUUGCAACAACUGCAAGAAGCUAAGCCAGUGUUAGAGAAAGCCUAUGCGCGAACCGCUCAUCCGUCACUGAUACAAAGAGUCAAUCAGUUAGAGCUGAAAAAUCGUCAUUUGCAAAACGUUAUCAAACAACAGCAACAGUACACUGAAUCGCUAAUGCAACAAUCAUGGCGUCAACAUCAAAUUGAACUGAACGAUUUACAUGGCCGUUUAGAGGCGCAAGGAGCUUUAAUAGCUGAACAAGUGCAGCGUUUACAAAACGCUGAUUUACUCGUUAAAGAUUUGUAUGUGGAAAAUUCACAUUUAACUGCUACUGUACAGAGACUCGAGCAACAACGAUAUCGUGUCAAUUUUAUGCAGCAACAACAAUCCGCACAACGGCCCAGUUGCUCAGGUUUACCAGGAAUGCCUUAAGUAUAUUAAAAAAAAAAAAAAAAAAAAAAAAAAA